AUGCGCCUCUCGCUUGCUGCAGUGGUAGCCCUCUCCAUUCGCCUGUGCGCUGCCGCUAUCUUUGAGAAUGUCGCGGACCUCCAACAAAGCGGGUCUUCUUUCGACUUCAUCAUUCUUGUACUUAUUCGUGCAACAGGAGGAACCUCUGGCGCCGUCCUGGCCAACCGACUUUCAGAAAACAGCGCGUUUUCAGUGUUGCUGCUCGAAGCAGGGGGGUCGUACGUGCAAUAUCUCACAACUCAUUCUUCUCUCACGUAUACCCUUCAAAGGGAUGCCGACAUCAUUAACCUCUCCGCACCGCUUCUUUGCAUUCUCGCAACGCCGUUUACUCAGCAAGAUUGGAACUUCACGACGGUCCCGCAAGCUGCCUUGAACAACCGAGUGAUUCCAUAUCCUCGGGGCUUCGUGCUCGGUGGAACCAGCUCAGUCAACUUCAUGGCCUAUACAAGAGGGUCAAAGGAAGACUUUGAUCGGUUUGCCAACCUGGUGAAUGACCAGCGAUGGUCCUGGAACUCCCUGGUUCCCUAUUGGAAGAAGAGCGAGAAGCUUACCCCGCCCGUUGACAACCAUAACACUUCGAAACAGGUGGACGCGUCAGUCCAUGGGCUGAAUGGCCUCAACUCGAUAACGGUGACCGGGUUUCCGACUGAAAUCGACAGCAAGGUCAUUGCUACGACUCAAGUCGAUUCGCAAUUCCCUUUCAAUCUUGACAUGAACUCGGGCAAUCCACUCGGUGUUGGCUGGGCACAAAUGACCGUGUUGAAUGGCCAGCGGAGCAGCGCCGCGACAUCUUACCUUGCUUCGUCUUUUGUCGCCCGCCCGAACUUGAAGAUCCUCCUCCACGCUCGCGUUACUCGUGUUCUGCCAACGGCAACAAAUGAUUUCCGCACGGUCCAGUUCCAAGAUCGCCAAGGGAACACCUUCAAUUUGACCGCCAACAAGGAGGUUAUUCUGUCCGCUGGAAGCGUCAGCACUCCUCCUAUUCUGAUGCAUUCUGGGAUCGGAGAUUUUGCCACGCUGACGUCACUCGCGAUCACCCCCUCCUUCCCCCUCACGUUCUCGGUCAACUCAAACUCGAAUGGCACUUUCGAUCCCAUCUUCCAAAACCCCACUACCUUCACCCAGUCGCUUACGCAAUGGAGUUCUGCUGGUACUGCUGGUACCGGACGGAUGGGAGCAGAACCAAUCAGCCAUAUGGCGUGGCUGCGUGUUCCGAGUACUGCGUCGAUCUUCGCAAGCGUGCCCGAUCCAGCUGCUGGAUCCAACACACCCCAUCUUGAGCUUCUGAUCACGAAUGGCUGGGUUGGUCUGCAGGCACCGCCCACAUCUGGGCAUUACAUGGGAGUUGCCGUCGCCGUUGUCUCCCCUACUUCACGUGGCACCAUCACCAUCAGCAGCAACGACCCGCUGGCGCCUCCCGUUAUCGACCCCAACUUCUUCCACUCGGAGAUCGACAAGGUCUUCAUGCGGGCCGCAGUCCGGGCCGCAUUCCGGUUCGCCUUCUCCCAGCCAUUCGCCGACUACGUCGUUGCGGCGACAACUCUGAACGGGUUUACGCUCACCAGCACCAGUUCAGACGAGGAGAUCGAUGCCUACGUGAGGCAGAACUGCGGGACUGUCUUCCACCCUGUUGGCACCGCGGCCAUGUCCCCGGUCGGGGCAGAUUACGGUGUUGUCGACCCAGAUCUGAAGGUCAAGGGCCUCACCGGGCUGAGAAUCGUCGACUUGUCGGUCAUGCCGAUAGUCCCUGCAGCGCAUACACAAGCAGCCGCUUAUGUUAUCGGUGAACGGGCAGCAGAUAUCAUCAAGGCGAGCUGGUAA
Molecule: messenger RNA, 1821 nt
Organism: Mycena indigotica
Lineage: Eukaryota; Fungi; Basidiomycota; Agaricomycetes; Agaricales; Mycenaceae
Product: phosphoribosylaminoimidazole carboxylase
Exons: 6
Coding region: 1-1821 (606 amino acids)
Molecular function (GO): flavin adenine dinucleotide binding; oxidoreductase activity, acting on CH-OH group of donors
Source: RefSeq, a predicted model, not a curated record